Messenger RNA from Parnassius apollo (apollo), 393 nucleotides. The record is from the annotation of a GenBank genome assembly. NCBI's taxonomy places the organism in Eukaryota, Metazoa, Arthropoda, Insecta, Lepidoptera, Papilionidae.
AUGCAGCCAGCUUUAAAUCCAGAAUCCACUGACACAGAUUACGUCUUUCUAUCACGAUGGGCUGUUCGAGAUUAUAAUAUCAGAAGAGGUGAUGUAAUAUCAUUGUCUUCUCCCAAAGACCCAAACCAGAAGAUAAUUAAACGAGUGGUGGCACUACAAGGCGAUGUUGUAAGUACGAUGGGCUACAAAAAUAAAUAUCUUAAAGUGCCUGAAGGUCAUUGUUGGGUGGAAGGUGACCACACUGGCCAUACUCUGGAUAGUAACACAUUUGGGCCAGUUUCUUUAGGAUUAAUCAACGCUAAAGCAGUUUGUAUUGUCUGGCCACCAGCCAGAUGGCAAAAACUUGAAGCUAAACUACCUGAAAGUAGAAAACCACUAAGUAUAGCUAUGUGA